GACUGCACCCUGCAAUUGUCUCACAACGGUACCUAUCUGGAUCUAGAAUCCACCCUAGCAGAACAAAGAGAUGAAUUGGAAGGCUUCCAGGAGGAUGCUGGGAGGGGCAAGAAGCACAGUAUAAUUCUGAGGACCCAGCUGUCAGUGAGAGUCCAUGCCUGCAUUGAAAAACUUUAUAACUCCAAUGGACGGGAGCUGAGACGGGCACUUUUCUCCUUGAAACAAAUAUUUCAGGAUGACAAGGACCUGGUUCAUGAGUUUGUUGUCGCUGAAGGUCUGACUUGCUUAAUCAAAGUGGGAGCAGAGGCCGACCAGAAUUAUCAGAACUACAUCCUGAGAGCUUUGGGCCAGAUUAUGCUCUAUGUUGAUGGCAUGAAUGGCGUAAUAAAUCAUAAUGAAACCAUCCAAUGGCUGUACACGCUUAUUGGGUCAAAGUUCCGCCUGGUGGUAAAGACAGCACUGAAGCUGCUGCUGGUGUUUGUGGAGUAUACCGAAUCCAACGCACCGCUUUUAAUCCAGGCAGUAUCUACCGUUGAUGAAAAGAGAGGGUCCAAGCCGUGGUCCAACAUCAUGGAGAUCCUGGAGGAGAAGGAUGGGGUUGAUACUGAACUACUGGUUUAUGCAAUGACAUUGGUUAACAAGACGCUGUCGGGGUUGCCAGAUCAAGACUCUUUCUACGACGUGGUGGACUGUCUGGAAGAGCUAGGCAUUGAAGCUAUUUCACAGAGACACUUGAACAAGAAAGGAACAGACUUGGACUUAGUUGAGCAAUUUAACAUUUAUGAGAUGACACUGAGACAUGAGGAUGGAGAUGAGAGUGCUGACCCCCCUCCCAGUGGGCGCAAGGACCGGAGAAGGUCCAGUCUUGGUGCUAAUGAGCGAAGGGGGCUGGAGCGCCGACGGAGCCGCAGGCAUUCGGUACAGAACAUCAAAAGCACUUUAUCAGCCCCUGCAAGUCCGUGUAGUCAGUUGAACCCUAGCUUCAUGUUGGGCCACGGACAGCGUGUUGAAGAUCUCAGUGAGAGAGAGGAGGAAGACUAUGAAGAGGAGGAAGAAGAACAGCCAGUCACAGAGCCCAAUACUGAGGAUGAGGGGGAGGAAGAGGCCAGUAGGCAGGUCAAAGCCAGUGGGGUCCCAGGUGCGUGGGAGGCUGUGAAUGAAAACCUUUCAUGGUGUUCUGAUUCUUCAGCUGUCUCCAGUGCCAUUUCUCCAGCUGAGAGGCCUCUCUCCUGCUCUAGAGCAAAGACCUCUUCUAGCAGCUCCUCUUCUGUGCCUGAGUCAUCUGUCUCUCAUCAUAAUUCUGUCCUUUCGUCACCAUCUUCACCUGCAGCAGCAUUGCAAAGCUCUUCCCAAAAUUCAUCAGCAUCCAUUACUCCAAAGGCAUCUCCAACAGUGGAGAAAUUACCUUACGUACCACAUACUCCUUUUCACCUCUUCUCAUACGACUUCGAAGAGUCUCCAGUGUCUGUGAAAGAAAAGGAAGCAGAGGUGAUGAGGGAAAACAGAUACAACAGCUAUGGCAGCAGCUCUUACUCUUCUCCACGACCUUAUGCUGGUGUGAGUGCCCCUGCGACACCCACUUCUCGUUAUGGGACAACUCUGUCACCGCCUCAAGAGACCAAAUCUGACAGGCCAGCUUUGGGUGGUCUCCUUACAUCAUCUUUUCGGCAGCACCAGGAGUCCUUGGCAGCAGAAAGAGAAAGACGACGUCAAGAGAGAGAAGAGAGGUUGCAAAGGAUAGAACGUGAAGAAAGAAACAAAUUCAAAUACAAAUACUUGGAGAGGUUGGCAGCGGAGGAGUAUGAGAAGGAGCUGAAGAGUCGGAGUGUAAGCCGAGGCAGAAGUGAGCUGUCCUUGAACCUGAGAUCUCCUUCAGCCCCAUCCUCGCCUGUACCCAAGUGCGUCAGCCCGGCAUCCAUAGAGUCCCAGGAAGAGCUGAAGACCCCUUCCACUCCUUGUGGGACCCCUCAGCCCUCAGAAGUGAGUGCCAGUGAACCUGAACCAGAGACAGAGACAGAACCAGAACCAGAGCAGGAGGCUGAGGCCGAGCAGGGAACGGAGACACCCAAGGAAAUAGAGGCUACAGAGGUGGGACCAGAGAGUGAGGUGGAGCAAGGACCAGAGAGAGAGCCAGAAGAAAGUGCAAUACUCAGUGAAAAAGAGAGGCAGAAUGAGGAAGUGAAUGAAAAAGACAACUGCUCUGCAUCCAGCAUAUCCUCAGCAAGCAGCACUUUAGAGAGGGAAGAGAGAGAGGACAAGUUAACCAGUGACAAUGAAACUGGUCCAUGGUCACAGACCAUUCAGGAUGCGGGUGUGAAUGAGCAGUGCAGCAACAUCCUCAACAACAAGCGGUUUAUGCUGGACAUGUUGUAUGCGCAUAACAAAAAGUCCAAGGAUGAAGAGGAGAAGGAGCUGGAGGCGAAGGAGGAAAAGAAGGAGACGGAGGAAAGCGAGGAGUCACUCACUAGCCUAGCCAGUAGGAUCUCUAUCCUUCAGGCCACAAAGCAGGCCAAAGAUGAAAGUGUCAAAAAGAUGGAGAUCGGAAAUCUGGACAACCAAGGCAGCGUGAAAGCCUUUGCAGAAAAAUUCAACAGUGGUGAGCUGGCCAAGGGGACAGCCAUGCCUGAAGAUGAAAUCAGUGAACAGGUCCCCGAGAAAACACCAGCGCAGCCAAAGAAGGAAUCUGACUACAUCUGGGAUCAGCUCAUGGCUAAUCCUAGAGAACUUAAAAUCAAAGACAUGGAUUUUACAGACUUGGGGGAGGAGGAUGAUGUAGAUGUGUUGGACAUGGAUAUGGGUCCUGGGGACUCCCUUGUUCCCCCUCCUCCACCUCCACCUUCUUUUCUGGGUUUGCCUCCUCCACCACCUCCCCCGCUGUUUGGAUGCCCACCUCCACCUCCACCCUCUGCUAAUUUAUUGGCUCCUCCUCCACUGUUCAGCACUCCUCAGGGUUUAGGGUCACCCCAGGUUUCUAGGGGUCAGCCAGCAUUUAUAAAGAAGAAGAAAACCAUCCGUCUGUUUUGGAACGAGGUACGGCCAUUUGAGUGGCAGUGUAAAAACAACAAACGCUGCAGAGAAUUCCUGUGGUCGAAACUGGAACCCAUUAAGGUGGACACUUCCAAACUGGAGCAUCUCUUUGAGUCUAAAUCCAAGGAACUGCCUGUCACGAAGAAAACUGCUGCAGAUGGGAAGCGACAGGAGAUCAUUGUAUUAGACUCAAAACGAAGCAAUGCUAUUAAUAUUGGCUUGACUGUGUUGCCCCCUCCCCGGACUAUCAAGACUGCUAUUUUGAACUUUGACGAAUAUGCCUUAAACAAGGAAGGAAUAGAGAAAAUCCUGACCAUGAUCCCGACCGAGGAGGAGAAGCAAAAGAUCCAGGAGGCGCAGCUGGCGAACCCCGACGUCCCCCUGGGCAGCGCCGAGCAGUUCCUUCUCACCCUCUCCUCCAUCAGCGAACUCUCCGCCAGGCUCCAGCUCUGGGCUUUCAAGAUGGACUACGAGAUAGUGGAAAAGGAAGUUGCAGAACCACUUCUAGACCUGAAGGAAGGAAUGGAUCAACUGGAGCACAAUAAAACUUUGGGAUUUAUCCUUUCUACUUUACUGGCCAUUGGGAACUUUCUGAAUGGAACCAACGCCAAAGCUUUUGAGUUGAGCUACCUCGAGAAGGUUCCAGAAGUCAAGGACACGGUGCAUAAGCAGUCCCUCCUGCACCACGUCUGCACUAUGGUGGUGGAAAAGUUCCCAGACAGCACUGAUCUUUAUUCAGAGAUCGGGGCCAUCACCAGGUCAGCAAAGGUUGACUUUGAACAACUCCAGGAAAACUUGUGUCAGAUGGAAAGACGGUGUAAAGCAUCAUGGGAUCACCUUAAGGCUAUAGCAAAGCAUGAAAUGAAGCCAACUCUAAAGCAAAAAAUGUCCGAAUUCCUUAAAGACUGUGCAGAAAGAAUCAUAAUCCUGAAGAUUGUUCAUAGAAGAAUAAUUAACAGGUUUCACUCAUUUUUGUUAUUUAUGGGCCAUCCUCCCUAUGCAAUACGUGAAGUCAACAUCAAUAAGUUCUGCAAAAUUAUUAGCGAAUUUGCUCUGGAAUACCGCACCACCAGGGAACGAGUUUUGCAGCAAAAACAGAAACGAGCUAACCACAGGGAAAGAAACAAGACCAGGGGGAAAAUGAUAACAGAUUCCGGCAAGUUCUCCAGCAGCUCACCCCCCUGCCAGAGCCAGCCCCAGGGGCUGCAGUACGCCGAGGACGCUGCAGAGCACGAGAACAUGAAGGCCGUGCUGAAGACCUCCUCCGUUGGUGGGGAAAGCACCACGGCGCUCGGGGUCCGCACUCGAAGCCGGGCCAGCCGAGGCCGUAUCAGUUCAUGGAAUGCUGGCAACGACGAUUCACCUAAUGCAACAGAUGAUGCAGCAGAUGAGAUCAUGGAUCGCAUUGUAAAGUCCGCCACCCAAGUGCCAAGCCAGCGAGCGGUGCCUAGAGAGAGGAAGCGGUCACGAGCAAAUAGGAAGUCAUUGAGAAGGACACUAAAGAGCGGACUGACACCAGAAGAAGCCAAAGCACUGGGCCUCAUCAGCACCUCUGAGAUGCAGGUUUGACGUCCCAGAGGUGGCGACAAGAAGAGCCAUUCAACUGAAGCACACAGGCUGACAACCCUUCGGUGUGGCAUUGACCUGCCAGCCUCCUCUGCUGCUCCCAACAUCCAGUCCUCUAUUAGUUCGAUUCUAGUAAGCAACAAAAGCGAAACCCCACAGCCAGGGCAGAAGAAGGCUGUGCCGCAGCUCAGCGCAAUGUCCGGACAGUAACUGAGGAAGCAUUUGAGUGCUUGUAGGUGAAAGCAUAUGGCUGCUUCUUCUCUCAUGGUGUGUUGAUGUGGGUAGGAGGGGGCUCUCUCUGAGUUAUCUGUCAUGUGAGCUGUGUUUACGUUGGCUUUCCUCGUGCCCUGUUUCAGUCAUUGUAAAUGUAUGGCAUUUUGUCAAUGCAAGGAACAGUCCUUAAAGAGGCAAAAUAACUCCUGUUACAGCGACCCCAAUUUUCCUGAAGCAGAUGCAUUAAGCAAAGAUGCACAGUCUGUGCAACCCUGUGGUUUGGGUUUUUUUUUCUAUUAUUAUUUUGCCACCAAAGAAUGUAAAAAUGUAUGAGUACCUCUGUAUAUG
Molecule: messenger RNA, 5154 nt
Organism: Charadrius vociferus (killdeer)
Lineage: Eukaryota; Metazoa; Chordata; Aves; Charadriiformes; Charadriidae
Gene: FHOD3
Product: formin homology 2 domain containing 3
Exons: 25
Coding region: 355-4596 (1413 amino acids)
Biological process (GO): actin filament network formation; cardiac myofibril assembly; sarcomere organization
Cellular component (GO): cytoskeleton; cytoplasm
Molecular function (GO): actin filament binding
Source: RefSeq, a predicted model, not a curated record